Messenger RNA from Gopherus evgoodei (Goodes thornscrub tortoise), 1073 nucleotides. Its product is annotated as NACHT, LRR and PYD domains-containing protein 3-like. NCBI's taxonomy places the organism in Eukaryota, Metazoa, Chordata, Testudines, Testudinidae. Gene Ontology annotation, molecular function: protein binding. The transcript has 7 exons. The record is from RefSeq and is a predicted model, not a curated record. The coding region runs from base 321 to 1073 and encodes 250 amino acids. Gene Ontology annotation, cellular component: cytoplasm.
UGCAAUGGAUAAUUUCCAAGAAAUUAGACUGGAACACAUCAGGCUUUCAACAAUGGAUGAAAUUGCUCUUUUGUUCUGUGUAAAGAACUGUUGUAGUAAGCAGUCACUUUAUCUAUGUAAUUGUAUGCUUGGGAUUGAAGAACGAGAAGAAGGAUGGAUAGCAAAGCUAUGGAAAUGGUUAUUUCCUCUGAACCCACUGAUGAAAGAUCGGAGAACUUCAUCUGCAUAGUCAUUGUGUCAAGGACUGAAGGAUCCCAACUGUAAACUAAAGACAAUAGUGUAAGCAAAGUCCUCUCUGACAGUCUUUUGUUAUUGCUGCUAUGCCAGGAGUUGGGCAGCAAUGCAUUUCCACUCAUGUCUGGUAUUUAUCUCCGAGCUUCAAAUCAUAUUUGUCCAGCUGCAAACUCUCAUUUGCUUUCCCUGAGGACCUCUCCCCUAAGACUCUCUUUACAAACAAGUCCCUGGAAAAGCUGGAUCUGAGUGCUAACACACUGGGAGAGUUAGGACUGCAACAUCUGUGUGAGGGACUGAAACAUCCACACUGUAACCUGCAGACACUGCUGUUGUGGCAGUGCAGUCUCACAGCUGCUUGCUGUGGGGAUCUCGCUGCUGCCCUCAGUACAAACCAGUGCGUGACUGAGCUGGAGCUGAGUGGGAAUGAACUGGGAGAUUCAGGAAUUAAAGUUCUGUGUGAAGGACUGAAACAUCCCAGAUGUAAACUGCAGAAAUUAAUGGUUUGGGAUUGCCAUCUGACUAAUGCUUGCUGUGGAGAUCUCUCCUCUCUGCUCAGCACAAACCAGUCCCUGAGAAAGCUGAACCUGAACAGUAAUAACCUGAGUUAUUCAGGAGUGAAACUUCUGUGUGAAGGACUGAAACAUCCAAACUGCAAGUUAGAGAAGCUUGAUUUGUCAGAAAUCCACAUAGAUGAAAUAACAACCAAAGAAUUUGAAGUUUUGCUGAAGAUAAAACUUGGUUUGUCAAUUGUGCAUAAUGCAGCAUCCAGCCAUCAGAACCCAGGCCAAGAAUUUCCUGUAUAUGAAAUGAGUGUCACUGAAGCAGCAAUGUCUGUCUGA